Messenger RNA from Rodentolepis nana, 564 nucleotides. Lineage: Eukaryota; Metazoa; Platyhelminthes; Cestoda; Cyclophyllidea; Hymenolepididae. The record is from the annotation of a GenBank genome assembly.
AUGAACGUGAUGCGGGUGGUGAAAAUUGCUUCCUACUUCUGUCACGGAGACAACUUUGUCAAUUUGCUGCUGACUCUAAAGCGGUGUGUGGACGGCCUUUGCAGGACAAUUGAGUGGAUUACAAGAGGGGCGCAUCGUUACUACGUGGAAGACAACGCAAGGAUCCAAGUUAUCUCCUUUCUUCUCGAUAAUGGACCACUUCUCAUUAUUUUGGCUGAAGUCAACCCAACUGUUGAAGGCAUUUGCAAUCGACUAAGAGCGUGUGAGAAAAAGAAAGACUUCGUUCCAAGCCGUAGAUGCAGAGGUGGAAUGUAUAAAUCUUGUUAUGACAGUUGCAUUGACCACAUUGGUUGCCUGAACAUAACCUUGUGUGCUUAUGAUAAAUUUGUGGCGAAACUAGAAAAUGGUCAAAGGACUAUACUGUCUGCUUCGUCUACCCUCCACGCCAAGAAAGCUUUCCUGAUGUUUUACCUCAAAUAUGUUCGCGGGAUUCAUGCUAUUACUCCUUAUCAUGAGUCGGCACGGUUUGCUAUAGAUGCUUGUCGUGGACUGAAGAAAGAAUGA